UUUUGGGAGGGAGGGAAAUUGGCCUUGUGCGAUUCCUUGGCAAGGAAAAGCACCCAAAGGUGGGGCAUUGCCUUUGUGCCUCAGUGACAGCGUUAUUAUGUAGACGAAGGGGAGGGGGGCAUCAAACUUUAUUUCCCACUGUGGAUCCCUGAGAGGAAGGCCUUGGUAGAAAUAUAAAAAUAUAAUAAAUUGUAUGGAUAUUCUUAUCUCAUUUGCCCAAAGUACGACCCUGUAAGGUAGGCAAGAAUGCUGUUAAGCUUUCCACCUUGUCCACCCACUGUGCCAGUGGCCUCAUGCACUCCCACUCUAUCUAUCUAUCCAUCCCACCCUUCCUCCCAGCAGAAGCCCAAUAGGCCACAUGCACAAGGCCGAUUUGCGCUGUCCUGGCCGUGAUAGCCGAUCAGUAUGCGCACAGGCUUUUGUUUUGUGACCCAGACGUGAGUUAAGGCCCCGUAACAAGAGCCUGAAAUUGUUCACAGAUUGGAGGAGCAACUCUGGGUUGGCCAGGAAGUAAAGGCUUUGCGGAAGCAGGAGGGGAUAUAAGAGGAGAGGGAGAGAGUGAAGGCCGGAUUGGGGGGGGGCGAAGUAGGUGAGAAGGGCCUAGAGAACCAUCUGGGAGAAAUGGGGAGGGGUCUGACAUAGAGUUAGGGCCUAAAUAUGAAGGCCUUUUGUAGGUCAAGCAUCCCGAGGGAAACUGAGCAGAGAGGAAAGUAGCGUGCCAUUUAUAUCUAUAUUUAUCUAUCUAUAUAUCUCGGGGGGGUAAAGAAAGGCCGGGGAAGGAACUGGCAAUCCCACCCCAUAUAUACGGUCUGCCUAGUAAACGUCGCAAGACGUCACCCUAAGAGUCGGAAACAACUCGCACUACAAGUGCGGGGACACCUUUAUCUUUAUCUAUCUAUCUAUGUAAAUGUACUGCCUUUAAGUCGAUUCCAACUUAUGGUGACCCUAUGAACAGGGUUUUCAUGAGACUGAGAGGCAGUGACUGGUCCAAGGUCACCCAGUGAGCUUCAUGACUGUGUGGGGAUUCGAACCCUGGUCUCCCAGGUAGUAGUCCAACACCUUAACCCCCCCCCUACUUACAUGGUCUAGAUAUCUUAACACAUAGAUAGAAAAGAAUUAAUAUAUUUAAGUCUCACCCACAGGGACUCAGAAUUUCCAGGCAAUAAUCUGCUGGAUACAUUAGAUCAGUCCACGAAAGACUGAUCGAAAACUGCAGGAGACAUCUCUCUUUUAUAGACUCUCUUGUUUGUUGUGACUGGAACACAUAUGUAGCCAGUCCAUGUGAGGGUAGUUAAAGUCACCCUUUAUGACAACCUUUCCUCUUUUGGACUGAAAUCAUUUAAACGACCUCUUUCUUGCCUGUGCACAGUAUUGAGGGUUCUUCACCUUUUCCGUUAAGCCUAAAGCUGUUUAGAGUCCUUGUAUGUCAGCAACUGCACUCACCUGGGCUUGCACAGUUUCCAACAGCAGAGUAUCUGAACAGGCAGAUCUAAAGAGGAAGCCCCACAGAGACUUAUCUCAGGACUGAGGAUAAAUGAGGAAAAAUAAUGGCGUUCCACAGCUGAAGGAGAUUAUGCUUUUCAUUGACUACACAUUUCUAUGUGGAUAUAUGUGAGCAUACAUCAACUCUGCCCAUAGCCAGUAAAUCAGAAUUAAUAAUAUAAAUCCAUGUUUAUUAAGUAAUACAGUAUGUUAUUCAGGAAUUUCACACAAUAUACUUAUAAAGUCUACAUACAGUAUGUCUCGAGUACUUAAUUACUCUUGGAGCCCAGUAUCGCCACCCACAAUGAUUCUGACCCACCCUUCCUCUCAAAGGGGUCCUGGGCAGCCUGAUUUCUGUGUGCCUCCUCUGGAUACAUGGGAAGGGAGGGGUGGCCUCCAGGUUAAAGUUUCCUUUCAGUCUGCUAAGAAAUCCCCCAAAUUAAUUACCUGGAAUGGUUUCCAUAUUGCCACUGAGCUGAGCUUUAUGUACAGUUGCCAGUUCACAAGUGCCAGUGGGUUCCACAUACGCCUGUCUAUUCAUCACCAGGAGAUCUCCGAUCCUCCCUUUCUUGGAAUUUGGGAAGGGGCCACAGCAAUGGGUGGACAUGGAAUGCCUGGAUAAUUUAGGUUCAGAACUAACCAGCUUGUCUCUUCCUUUGAAAGAAAUAUCCAAACAGGGCUUCAUCUCUUCACUGGAAGGACAAGCUCCCAUUGGAUGGGGCGUUGAUGAAGGGGAGAUAUCUGCAGCAGAUGAUGGGCAGAAGAAUGAGAAUUAUAGGAAAUCACCGAUGGUGUCAUUGGUAAUAGCCAAGGGUGAAGCAUAAAAAGAGAUAGUUGAAAAUGACAGGAGCCCAAAACCAUCUGAAGGAAACCAGUCAAAGAAUGGGAGGAAGAAAUCCUCUACUUCUCAGAGUUUGCCUCACAGAAUGCACAGAGGAAAGAAAUCAUUUAAAUGCAUGGAAUGUGGAAAGAGCUUCUCUCUAAGCGGUAACCUUACUAAACAUCAAAGAAUACACACAGGGGAGAAACCAUUUGAAUGCAUGGAGUGUGGAAAAAGCUUUAGUGUGAACUCUCACCUUACCACUCAUAAAAGAAUCCACACAGGGGAGAAGCCAUUUAAAUGCAGGGAGUGUGGACAGAGCUUCAGCGUAAGCUAUAGCCUUACUUUACAUCAUAGAACACACACAGGGGAGAAACCAUUUAAAUGCAUGGAAUGUGGAAAGAGCUUCUCUCUAAGCGGUAAACUUACUAAACAUCAAAGAAUACACACAGGGGAGAAACCAUUUGAAUGCAUGAAAUGUGGAAAGAGCUUCAGUCAAAGGGGUAACCUUACUAAACAUCAAAGAAUACACACAGGGGAGAAACCAUUUGAAUGCAUGGAAUGUGGAAAGUGCUUCAGUGAGAACGGUACCCUUACUGUACAUAAAAGAACCCACACAGGAGAGAAGCCAUUUAAAUGCAUCCUGUGUGAAAAGAGCUUCAGUCAGAACUGUGACCUUUCAUCACAUCAAAGAACCCACACAGGGGAGAAGCCAUUUAAAUGCAGGGAGUGUGGAAAGUGCUUCACUGACUGUGGUAGCUUCACUAAACAUCAAAGAACCCACACGGGGGAGAAACCAUUUAAAUGCAUGGAGUGUGGAAAGAGCUUCAGUGAGGGAGGUAAGCUUACAUUACAUCAAAGAAUCCACACUGGGGAGAAACCAUUUAAAUGCAUGGAGUGUGGAAAAAGCUUUAGGGUGAACUCUCACCUUACCACUCAUAAAAGAAUCCACACAGGGGAGAAGCCAUUUAAAUGCAGGGAGUGUGGACAGAGCUUCAGCGUAAGCAAUAGCCUUACUUUACAUCAUAGAACACACACGGGGGAGAAGCCAUUUAAAUGCAGAGAGUGUGGACAGAGCUUCAGCAUAAGCAAUAGCCUUACUAUUCAUCAAAGAACGCACACAGGGGAGAAACCAUUUAAAUGCAUGGAGUGUGGAAAGGGCUUCAGUGCACGGAGUAACCUUACUAGUCAUCAAAGAAGACACACAGGGGAGAAACCAUUUAAAUGCAUGGAGUGUGGACAGAACUUCAGUCAAAGGGGUAACCUUACUAUUCAUCAAAGAACACACACGGGGGAGAAGCCAUUUAAAUGCAUGGAGUGUGGAAAGACCUUCAGCGUAAGCAGUAGCCUUACUUUACAUCGUAGAACACAUACGGGAGAGAAACCAUUUAAAUGCAUGGAGUGUGGAAAGUCCUUCAGUAUAAGCAGAAGCCUUACUUUACAUCAUAGAACACACAUGGGGGAGAAACCAUUUAAAUGCAUGGAGUGUGGAAAGAGCUUCAGUGAGGGGCGUAAGCUUACAUUACAUCAAAGAAGCCACACCGGGGAGAAACCAUUUAAAUGCAUGGAUUGUGGAAAAAGCUUUAGGGUGAACUCUUACCUUACCACUCAUAAAAGAAUCCACACAGGGGAGAAGCCAUUUAAAUGCAGGGAGUGUGGAAAGAGCUUCAGUCAAAGGGGUAACCUUACUAUUCAUCAAAGAACGCACACGGGGGAGAAACCAGUUAAAUGCAUGGAGUGUGGAAAGACCAGUAUAAGCAGAAGCCUUACUUUACAUCAUAGAACACACAUGGGGGAGAAACCAUUUAAAUGCAUGGAGUGUGGAAAGAGCUUCAGUGCAGGGGGUAACCUUACUAGUCAUCAAAGAACGCACACGGAAGAAACCAUUUAAAGGCAUGGAGUGUAGAAAUAUCUUCAGUAUAAGCAGAAGCCUUACGUUACAUCAAAGAACGCACACAAGGGAGAAACCAUUUUAAUGCAGUGAGUGUGGGAACAGUUUUAGUGUAAGGAGUAACCUUACUAGUCCUCAAAGAAUACACAUUUAAAGUAAUAGAAUGUACAAAGAACUUUCGUGUGAGCCUUGCCCUACAUCUGUAAACUAUAGGGCUGGUGGGAUUUAUGUAGUCCAAGAUAAUAUUUAGCAAUGUUAAGUUUUUAGUUAAUUUAAAUUUUGCGGGCUACAAAUAUUAAAGCCCUAUGUAGCUUGGACCAGGAUACCCAAAAUAUAGUCUCACCUGCUAUCUACCAAACCAGUCAUUGCAGUCUGCAGCAGAGGGCUUCUUGGCACAUAUCUAAUCAGUAGGUCUAUUCUGUAUGAUGAACGCAGUAUUUAGUGUGCUGGCACUUACCUUCGGAACUUUCUGCUGUUACAUAUUAGGCGGUGUCUAUUUUUCUUUUUGAUGCCUCUUGAAGACCUUCCUGUUUCAACAAACCUUUUAAGGGGAGAUCUUUAUCCCACUCUGUAUCUGUAUUGGAUUUUAAAAUUAUUUUAAUUGUUUUUAUGUGUUAACCGUGUGAAAUUGUUUUUAUUUGUGGCAUUUUUGAUAUACAAUGCUUUGCAAAAGCAAUCAGACCCCAGACCAAUGCUCUCAUAUUACUAAAUUACAAAUGGUACAUUGUAAUUUCGUUCUGUAUAUUUUAUUUUGAAACACUGAAACUCAAAAUCAAUUAUUGUAAGGUGACAUUGGUUUUAUGUUGGGAAAUGUUUGUGAGAAACAUACAAAACUGAAAUAUGUUGCUUGCGUAAGUAUUCAACCCCCACACAUUAAUAUUUGGUAGAGCCACUUUUCGCUGCAGUAAUAGCUUUAAGUCUUUUGCAACUUCCUGCAUCGCUCUGGGGGAGAGGCAUCUCAGUUUUCCAAAGGGCCAAUGAACUGCACUCUGGUUCUUAGAGAGGCGGGAAGUUUUAAUCACAAGGGGGGGGAGAUACAAUACUGAAUGAGGAGGAGGGGCGGCUUCAUUCCUUCCCUCCCUCUGGGAGGAGAAAUCAGCCUUGGAGAACAGGAGGCUGGCGCUUACAGAGGGCAUUGGGAUGCAACAUGGAGAGGGGAUUGGGGGGGAA
This is a messenger RNA of Rhineura floridana, 5363 nucleotides long. RefSeq names its product zinc finger protein 160-like. The transcript has 2 exons. Bases 2409 to 4193 code for a protein of 594 amino acids. Gene Ontology annotation, biological process: regulation of transcription by RNA polymerase II. NCBI's taxonomy places the organism in Eukaryota, Metazoa, Chordata, Lepidosauria, Squamata, Rhineuridae. The record is from RefSeq and is a predicted model, not a curated record. Gene Ontology annotation, molecular function: RNA polymerase II cis-regulatory region sequence-specific DNA binding; DNA-binding transcription factor activity, RNA polymerase II-specific.